This is a messenger RNA of Phacochoerus africanus (Common warthog), 1628 nucleotides long. Its product is annotated as GTPase IMAP family member 1-like. The transcript is spliced from 2 exons. Bases 266 to 1201 code for a protein of 311 amino acids. NCBI's taxonomy places the organism in Eukaryota, Metazoa, Chordata, Mammalia, Artiodactyla, Suidae. The record is from RefSeq and is a predicted model, not a curated record. Gene Ontology annotation, cellular component: endoplasmic reticulum. Gene Ontology annotation, molecular function: GTP binding.
CUCUAGAGCUUUCUCAUUGACACAGAGCAAGUGUUAUAUCCUCCCGUCUGCUCUUUGCACUCGGAGGUCCUGAAGACAAAACCAGGCUCAGCGAAUAUUCUCACAGGGUCAUAUUCCAACCCUGACCUGGCUCCUCCAAUGUCUUCCCCAAACUCUGAUGCUCGGGGGAGGGCAGGAACUAUGACCUUGUCACUGUGGUGUCCCCAGCUCUUUGGAAUUAGAUUGAAGCAUUGUAGGUAGUUAUACCUAUUUGAUGAACGAGUGAAUGAACAAAUUGUGUUUGGGACUCUUUCAGUUAAUCAUGAGAAGACAGAAGACAGCACGAAAUGAAGAAAAUCCCCAUGGUUCUGAGGACCUCCAGGCGGCCCUGCAGGAGCCCAGGCUGCGGCUCCUCCUGGCCGGGAGGACGGGGGCGGGGAAGAGCUCCACGGGAAACAGCAUCCUGGGCCGGAAGCACUUUGACUCCAGGCUCAGGGCCACGUCGGUGACCCGAAGCUGUGCCGUGGCGAGCGGCAGGUGGGCGGAGUGGGACGUGGACGUCCUUGACACCCCGGACCUUUUCAGCUCCGAAGUCGCCCGGACAGACCCCGACUGCAAGGAGAGAGGCCGCUGCUACCUGCUCGCAGCCCCCGGGCCCCACGCCCUGCUCCUGGUGACGCAGCUGGGCCGCUUCACGGCCCAGGACCAGCAGGCCUGGAGGGCGGUGAAGGCGCUGUUCGGGGCCGGGGUCUCGGCGCACACGAUCGUGGUCUUCACCCGCAAGGAGGACCUGGCGGAGGGCUCCCUGCAGGAUUACGUGCGCGACAGCGAGAACCCGGCGCUCAGGCAGCUGGUGGCCGAGUGCGGGGGCCGGGUCUGCGCCUUGAACAACCGCGCCACGGGUCCCGAGCAGGAGGCGCAGGUGACGGAGCUGAUGAGGCUGGUGGAGGAUCUGGUGAGGGACCGCGGCGGCGCCCCCUACACCAACGACGUGUACCGCCUGGCGCAGGCCCUGGGCGGCGUGAGCCCGGAGGAGAGGCUCCGCAAGGUGGCCGAGCGAGUGGCAGGCCGCCAGCUGAAGCAGCGGUGGGGCUGGCUGCUGGCCAGUCGGUGGAAGUGGCCCCAGGCACUGGGGACGUGGUGGAGCCUGAGCCUGGCGGGGCUGCUGAGCGGGGUGAUCCUGCUGUACGGUUCACACUGGCUUUGGGGAGGUCGGUCCUGACCGACAGGCUGUAAAUAAGACUUGGACUUAAUCAAGUGACACCAGAUUCAUCCCUGGUGCUCUGCAGUUUCAGCGCCCACAUGCUCUCCUCUCUUCCCUCACCUGCCUCUUCUACCAACUUCAGAAUCCUGCCAGGUCCCAUGUCCCUCCUGAAACAUUCCCAUGUGACCUGGAGGUCCCCAGGCACUCCCCUUCCUGAAGCCAAACAACCUCUGUGCCUUUGCCUGCUUUCCCCUGACCUCGGACUGCCUUGACUCUCUCCUGUCAUUACAUCGUCUUGGCGCCUGAGAGCAGGAGAGGAGCAUUUGCUCCCCCGCCCCCCACCACUUCAGGCAGGAUGGAGGGCAGAACCGUCCCAGAGCAGAGCCCUGAGUCCAUACUGGCUUGUUUGAGUUGAACUGGAUUGAAUAAAUGAAUGUACAGGAAA